AUGAGUCUGUUCGUGGCUACUCGUAUGCUUCGCGCUCCCCUGCGCACGACGGAGGGCUUGAUGCGCGCCAUGCCAUUUGCCUCGCGAGCUAUUCAUACUUCAUCAAAGGCUCAAGCUCUUCCUUGGGCAAAAAAGGCACCUGUUGUUCCGAUGACGGAAGAGCAGGAUCUUAAGCGGCUCAACACGCAGCGGAACGAACGCCCAAUCUCGCCUCAUCUCUCCAUCUACCAGCCACAACUGACGUGGGUCAGUUCUAUUCUGCACCGUGCCACAGGCACAGGCAUGAGUUGGGCUUUGUAUGCAUACGCCAUCGGCUACCUCGCUGCACCACACAUUGGACUUGGUGAGAUGCUGUCGUCAGGCUCGCUUGUGGACGCAGUUUCUCACCUCCCUGCGUGGGCGAAGGUGUCAGUCAAGGCCCCUUUGGCCGCUGCCUUCAUGUACCACUUCUUUAACGGUUUGCGCCAUCUUGCUUGGGACAUGGGAUACUGUACGUUUCUUUUCUCGCAUGUAGUAGCGAAUCGACUAACAACUGUUCAGUCACGCUUCUCCGUUCGUCGUAUCUUGCUGGUUACACAGUAA
Molecule: messenger RNA, 582 nt
Organism: Malassezia globosa CBS 7966
Lineage: Eukaryota; Fungi; Basidiomycota; Malasseziomycetes; Malasseziales; Malasseziaceae
Exons: 1
Coding region: 1-582 (193 amino acids)
Biological process (GO): mitochondrial electron transport, succinate to ubiquinone; tricarboxylic acid cycle
Cellular component (GO): membrane
Molecular function (GO): electron transfer activity; oxidoreductase activity, acting on the CH-CH group of donors
Source: RefSeq, a predicted model, not a curated record